Aedes aegypti (yellow fever mosquito) is the source of this 2331-nucleotide messenger RNA. Its product is annotated as N(G),N(G)-dimethylarginine dimethylaminohydrolase 1. Bases 409 to 1221 code for a protein of 270 amino acids. Lineage: Eukaryota; Metazoa; Arthropoda; Insecta; Diptera; Culicidae. The record is from RefSeq and is a predicted model, not a curated record. Gene Ontology annotation, molecular function: dimethylargininase activity; amino acid binding. The transcript is spliced from 6 exons. Gene Ontology annotation, biological process: positive regulation of nitric oxide biosynthetic process; arginine metabolic process.
UCACGCAUUAUACCGUUGGUUUGGACACGGCUUCGCAAGCGGUCGAUCGGCAGUCAUUUUUCAUUCAUAAAUUUAUUAUUCGUACCACUCGUCGAGGAGGAGGAGACGCAUCACACACAUCACACACAAUAUUCUACGUGUAAACUGCUCAAUCCUCAUCAAUUUAGUAAACGCAGAAGUGCGUGAGAUCGUGUAUCGUACGGAUGCUUGUUUUUCGUGGAAUGCUCUUGUGAAUGUGCAUCAGAACACUGUUACAGUAACUGUAAUUUUUUGUACAUCAAGAGUGGACAUUGGGGAAAGUGGAAACUUUAAAGAUUUGCAGUGGCAUAUAAGCGAAGGGGUGUGGAUUCCGACAGCUAAGUAAUUACAGCCGAUUGACCUGGUCCCUAAUUUGGAAGCGCUUCGACAAUGUCGUCACCAUUCCGGUAUACGCACGCAAUAACCUGCAGAAUUCCCCUAUCGUUGCGCACCCGAGGCGAGAUCGAUCUGGAAGAAGCAAAGCUGCAGCAUGAAGCGUACGUGAGAUUGUUACGCGACUUGGGAUUGGAUGUGUUGGAGCUACCGCCGGAUGAGAACCUGCCGGAGUGCCCGUUCAUUGAAGAUUGCGCCGUGGUAUGUAAUGGCAUUGCUUUGAUCUGUCGGCCCGGGGAUCCCAACCGAUUGAAAGAGGUCGACGCUGUGCGCUCGGUACUCCGAAAGGAACUGGAUCUUCCAUUGGCGGAAAUAGCCGAUCAAAAUGCACGCCUAGAUGGAGGCGACGUUCUCUUUACUGGGCGGGAAUUUUUCGUCGGUCUCAGCAAGUGGACCAACGAAGCAGGAGCUCGUGCGGUGGCCUCAGCCUUUCCAGAGUAUCCCUGUGUGCCGAUCAAGGUGACGGAACACCACCACCUCAAGUACUACGUUUCGAUGGCCGGCAACGACGUGCUGUGCGUCAGCCGGAGCAAAGAAUCCCAGGAGAUACUGAAACGGAUCGAGCGGGAAGCUACCUACACCUACAGCACCCUAACGCUGCAGGAGGAACAGGCCGCCAACGUUCUGUUCGUCAACGGAACGUUGAUUCAUCGUUUGAGCGAGGAAAUUCCCCAAUCGGCGGCGAUCCUUUCGCAAAAACUGGACAUUCCCCGACAGACAGUGCCAAUGUCGGAGCUGGGAAAAUUCUCGAACGGCCUUACGGCAUGCUGCAUCCUGGUGAAACGUUCCCGGCACAUCAAGAGUCUGUAGGGUGGAAGACGUGGGAGGAAAUGAACCAUUUUUUCUUGUUUUUUGUUUAUACCUUAUAUUUGCAUGUAAGUAUUUACCAGAAAAGUAUAUUUAACUAUUUAUUGUUUAACCUAUUUUCUACAAAUGUGCUAAAUUACGUGCUUUGUUACUAGCUCUGAUAAGCUUAUGGUAAAUUCUCAUUGUUGAUUAAGGAUUGUAGAUUCCAUUUUCUUAUUGCAUUAGGCAAAAUUUCGUUUUUCUUAAACUUAGUGUAGGAUGAAGUUAACAUUUUUAAAAGCUUUUGCUAAGUAAAGAUAUUCAAAACUUUCCAUGACUUCGGUAAGCGUACUGUUUUUUCCUGUAUCAUUGGGCAUUAUGGGGCAAUCUAUUGCGCACGUGUCUUCGUAUAGAUUUAGUUCAGGUCUGUCGAACUACGAGUUGCAUAAAACCAAGAACAACAAUAGAUAAACGAAUGUUACAAAUUGGUUGUGACUACAAAUAACAGAAAAACAUUUCCGUUAGUGGUAAGUUCGAACCAAUCGAAGGAAGAUAUAAAGCCAAGUAAAAUGUGAAAAAUAUAGUUAGAACCGUACAUUGAAAUAAAUAUAGCUUAAUAUAACGACCAGUGCUCAAAAGUUUCAAUAUAUAACAUAUAGUAACAGAAUAUCUUCCGAUCAGUAAACGAGAACAUUCUAAAACUUCCGUAUUUUUGAGAUAGUAAGCUUAGUAAAAACUCCAAAUUUCACAGUAUGACAUUGUUUGUCUUAUUUACUAUUUAAAACGCACUUUAGUUCAAGCUUAGCAAAUUAUUCCAUUUUGGUUCGACUGUUUGUCUGUAAGUGCUGUUUUUCGAAUCUCCAAAACCAAGUUGACAGUCGUCGUCUAUAAUAGGUUAAUUAUCCAAACUAGAGUUAAUAUUUCGCAACAAACUGAUAGUUUACAUACAUAACUUCUACAACAUAAUGAACUAAAAAGGGGGAAACAAUCUCAUUAAUGCUACCUGUCAUUCGAGUUACAUUGAUAUAUCAAAUCAACUAUUUAGGGAUCAUAAGCAAUUCCAAUAGAAUUCGCGCAAACUGCGUCGUAAUUAAAAAGUAGUCAAAAUAAAGAGGAAUUUUUAUGCUUUCGAAA